AUGUCAACAACACGUGUUCACCUGGCUUUGUUCAUUUUUGUUUAUUUUCAAGUUAAAAUAAAACAAUUAACAAAUUAAAUUAUCAAUAGGGAUACCAAUUUAAUUAUACUCAACAAUGGAUGACAGUGAUGAUCAAGAUUUCGUUUCCACUGAGCAUGACCGUCUGGUUAGUGCUAUUACCAAGUUGGACAAAACACAGCAUAUUAAUAUACCGACUAGAAAUGAAUCCACUAAUAUCAAUUCAGAGUUUAAUCUCAUAAAAAGAUCCAAUAAAUUAGAUUUAAAUAAAGCUGUUAAAGUUUUAAAAGACACUGCUCACCAUGCGAAAAUAACCAAAAAGUUAAAAGGCUCGCAACAUAAGUCGAAAAUACUCCCAAAACCAUUGGAAAAACCUCAAGCAGAACGUAUUAAAAGAUCAGCAGGUUAUGAUGAAACCAAGGAGAAAAUAACAAAAUGGGAUGCUGUCGUUGCUAGGAAUCGUACAGUUGAUUAUGUUUCAUUUCCAUUACAAUCAGCUAUUGCAGUGAAAGAACAUCCCACUAAAGUUAUUUUGUCGAAUCUAAGAUUAAAGUCUAAUCUUGAAAAAGAGCUAGAUGAGAUAGAUCCUCCUGCAGAUAAUAAUGAAGAGGAAGCAGAACAAUCAUUUCCUAUGACUUAUGAAGAAAUGAUUGAACACAGAAAACAGUUAGCAAAACUGAGAGCUCAGCAGUCAUACAAGGCUGCCAAGGCCAAGCGGCAAAGCAAAAUUAAAAGCAAGAAGUAUCACAGAAUCCUUAAAAAGGAACGAUUGAAGCAACAACUUAAAGAAUUUGAAGAACUGCAAUUUAAGAAUCCUGAAGAAGCACUUAAGAAAUUGGAAGAAUUAGAGAAGGCAAGAGCUUUGGAACGACAUACAUUACGGCACAAGAAUACUGGCAAAUGGGCAAAAAACAAACUUGUCAGAGCUAAAUAUGAUAAGGAGGUCAGGCAACAAUUGGCUGAGCAGUUGUCAGUCAGUAGAGGUCUUACCCAUAAAACACAAAAUCAAGAAAUUUCUGAUGAUGAAGCUGGUGAUAGUGAGACAGUAUCGAAUGUUCCUCUUGCUCAAGAUCCAACCAAUCCUUGGAUGAUGCAAAAUUCUAAUAAGUCCAAUAUAGAUGAAGAAUUCAAUUUUGGUUACAAGAAAUACUUAAAAGUAAAAAUGCUUAGAAAACCAGAUGGUAAUCAUUCAGAUGAUGAGAAUGAUGAAGGUCAGGAUGAAAGUAAUUUCAGUGCUCUGAAAGAAAGUAUACUUAAGUUAGGGGGGAGGAAAUUGACUAGCAAAAUUGAUAAAGAUAAUUUGGACAUAAAUAAUGACACUCAAAUAAUAUCAUCCAAUAGGAAGAAAAAAUUUGAAAAAAGUAAAAUUGUUACAGCUACUUCACAAUGGAUAGUUGAUGAUGUUGUGCAACAUAAUAAUAAAAAUACAGAUAUAUCUAAUGUUUUUGAUUCACUUGAAAAUGAAAUUGUUAAUAAGGUUGAGAAAAAAUUAAAUAAACUGAAAGCUGAUAUUGUUAGACUAGAUAGAAAGCCAAAACAAAAUAAUAAAAAAUAUACAGAAAAUCAAGACCAUCUUGAGUCUCUAACAUUUAAGAAUAAAAACCAAAGACCAAUAAUUGACGAAGAACUCAUUGAGUCAAACAAAAAGAAUAUUACAGACAUAGAUUUAGAGAAUAAGACCCUAACAUCAAUAUUACAGUCAGGACCUGAACCAACUCGGCCAAGUGAUAACAUUGAUCCAAACACUUUUAUUGAAGUGAAACCAAAAUAUUUAAAUACUGCUCUGUCUCAAGGUGAAAAUGAAUUUGAUGAUUUAGAGGAUGAGGAACAGAUUGUCCCCAAAGUUGACAUUGAAGAAGUAUUUGAAGAGGAUGAUGUUGUUGCAAGUUUUAGGCAAGAAAAACAAGAAGAGAUAGAUAAUGAUACACCAAAAGAAAUUGAUCUUAGCCUACCAGGAUGGGGACAAUGGGGUGGAAAAGGUGUUAAGGCACCUAAACGUAAAAGAAACAGAUUUAUAACUAAGCCCGCCCCAAAAAUUCCUAGACGAGAUGAAAACAAAGGUGAUAUAAUUAUCAAUGAAAUGAAAAUGACACAACUUGCAAAUCAUAAAGUAUCUGAAUUACCAUUUCCAUUUACAAGUGUAAGUGAUUUUGAAGCAUCUAUAAGACUUCCUAUUGGCAAUACAUUUAUCCCUGAGACUGCACAUAAAAAAUUGAUUCGACCUAAUGUAAUAACUAAAGCAGGUACAAUUAUUGAACCUAUGGAUGAAGAACAGUUACUUGUUAAGAGAAAUCAGUCAUUUAAAAAUGAAGAUGUAAUUAGACUCUUAGCUAAGAAAUAAAAGCAAUAUUAUAAUAAA
Messenger RNA from Leptidea sinapis, 2377 nucleotides. RefSeq names its product U3 small nucleolar RNA-associated protein 14 homolog A. The transcript is spliced from 3 exons. Lineage: Eukaryota; Metazoa; Arthropoda; Insecta; Lepidoptera; Pieridae. Gene Ontology annotation, cellular component: nucleolus; small-subunit processome. Gene Ontology annotation, biological process: rRNA processing. Bases 116 to 2359 code for a protein of 747 amino acids. The record is from RefSeq and is a predicted model, not a curated record.